Messenger RNA from Exophiala bonariae, 564 nucleotides. RefSeq lists its product as uncharacterized. Lineage: Eukaryota; Fungi; Ascomycota; Eurotiomycetes; Chaetothyriales; Herpotrichiellaceae. The transcript has 3 exons. Bases 1 to 564 code for a protein of 187 amino acids. The record is from RefSeq and is a predicted model, not a curated record.
AUGGGCCUAUCCUUUGUUUUACGGAGUUUGGCAGUCUUCUAUCCUAUCUUCUUCAUCGCAGCGGCCACCCCAGAGAUCCACUGGGUCGACUGCAAAGACCAUGUUCCUCCUAGCGAUGUGUUCGAUCCUGCCGGUAUUGAUCUUGAGAACCUACCACCAACACUCAUGUGUGGUCGAAUCGCUGUGCCCAUGGACUAUUCUCAGCCACUGGAUGGCAGUAACAAUAUCACACUGGGGCUAGCGAUGCAUCGACCUUCCAAUCCAAAAGGAAUUAUUUUCUUCUCUCCAGGUGGUUCGGACAAUGCCGUGGUGCAUGCGUGGAACUUUGCACUUGGUAUCAACUCUCCAUUUACGCCCAACUUCUCCGGUCUAGGAGACCCAGCAUCGCAGGAUGAAUUCGAAGCUAGCAAAGCGGCGUCCGCUACUGCCAUACAGUCGUGGAUCGAAGCAAGCUCACCUCCUGGAAUCAUCAAAUAUGUUGGGACAAGGGAGGUAGUCGAAGAUUUCAACCAGAUUCGUGAGGCUCUUGGUUAUGAGAAAAUCCAUUAUUUGGGUGGCUCCUAG